AACCUCUAUGAAUUGUCUUUGACAGUUUUAACGUUUGUGAUGCUUGUAAUGAUACAAGCGGACGGUAAACAAUAUCAAAGCAUUGAAAUUAAUUAUAAAAUUAUGGGCGAAAUAAAAGUGUUGAAUUACUUGAACGAUCAGAAGAGAACAAACGCAGAAUGUACAGCCGAAUUGAUUGAAAUAGAAUCAUUGUUUAAUGAGCAAUCAUGGAAAGAGUUAACAAUGAAGAUACUUGCGCUAAUCAGUCAUCCUGCAUUCCGAAAUAAAGAUUGUCUGACCUUCGAAUUCUACAGCAAUUUCGUUUCAACAUUUGAAAAAAGACUAGAUCCAUAUGCACUAGUUGAAAUCGUAGGUGUUCUUACCAAUUUUAUUAGCGACAAAAGGAAGGCAAUAGAAAUUCUAGAAAGUGUUGAAGAUACGGUGAAAGGUUGUAAUGAAGCUGUCUGGCAUUGUUAUAUAUUAAAAGGACAAAUACAACUGGAUCAUUUCAACGAUGUGGUUGCAACGAAGAGAAUUAUCAACGCUUUGAGCUCAGCCCUAGGAAAGGCAUCUGACUUACCUGUGCAUUGGAACAGAUUUUUGCUUGCUACCAACUUCCUUCAUCGAGUGGUGGACGAGUGCAACGAGAACUAUCUUCGGUUGGAAGAAAAAUUCGUCAAACUAGAGAAUGAGUUUGAGAAACAAGGAAAAACUUUUGAAGAAAGACUGUUGUCGGUACAGACAGAAAUUGACGCAAAAUUCACAACCGAAGCCGUUCGAAACUUUGAAGAAGUAAUACAUUCUCAAACAGAGGUAUCUAAUCUACGGAAAUUGAAUGGCCGGCUAUUGAAUGAAUGCUCUCAACUGAGAAACCAAAGAAAUACACUGGAAGAUGAUAAAAUACAGUUGGAAUCAAAAUUAGAAACUAUAAUCACCGAACAAGAACAACAGAAGAACGCUUUGAUGCUGAUGGGUGCUCUUUUAGAAAAAUUAAGUGUAAAGAAUGACGAUGACGACACAUCAAAUCUUGGAAAUAAAACGGCUUGAUGAUCUUGGCUGCGAAA
This is a messenger RNA of Bradysia coprophila, 1043 nucleotides long. RefSeq lists its product as uncharacterized. Lineage: Eukaryota; Metazoa; Arthropoda; Insecta; Diptera; Sciaridae. The record is from RefSeq and is a predicted model, not a curated record. Gene Ontology annotation, biological process: ubiquitin-dependent protein catabolic process. Gene Ontology annotation, cellular component: proteasome regulatory particle, lid subcomplex; nucleus; cytosol. Gene Ontology annotation, molecular function: structural molecule activity.